Molecule: messenger RNA, 1766 nt
Organism: Ylistrum balloti
Lineage: Eukaryota; Metazoa; Mollusca; Bivalvia; Pectinida; Pectinidae
Product: natural resistance-associated macrophage protein 2-like
Exons: 15
Coding region: 58-1686 (542 amino acids)
Biological process (GO): metal ion transport
Cellular component (GO): membrane
Molecular function (GO): cadmium ion transmembrane transporter activity; manganese ion transmembrane transporter activity; iron ion transmembrane transporter activity
Source: RefSeq, a predicted model, not a curated record
CUAUAGUGAGAUGAAGCUGGGUGAAGAGAUGUAAACAAAACAGGAUCAGUAAACGAAAUGGCAGAUAUGACAGUAUCAGUUAACACGGAGAAGAAGAACGCCAAUGAUACGAGGGCUUCAACAUACUUCGAUGAACGGGUUGCUGUUCCACAACCAGAUGGUACUCGCUUCAGUUUCCGAAAGUUGUGGGCCUUUACGGGGCCCGGGUUUCUGAUGAGUAUUGCCUAUUUGGACCCAGGGAACGUGGAGUCAGACUUGCGAGCUGGGGCUAGUGCACAAUUCAAGUUAUUAUGGGUUCUAAUGGUUUCGACUGUUUUGGGACUCCUGAUGCAGCGACUGGCUGCAAGAUUGGGCGUAGUCACAGGGUUGCAUUUGGCUGAGAUUUGCUACAAACGUUAUCCCAAAGUCCCUCGUGUGACACUGUGGGUAAUGGUGGAGAUAGCUAUCAUAGGAUCUGACAUACAGGAAGUGAUUGGAACAGCGAUAGCCAUCAGUAUUUUGUCAAAUGGAAGAAUACCUCUGUAUGGAGGAGUACUUAUCACCAUCGUCGACACAUUCACCUUCCUUCUGCUGGACCGUUACGGGUUGAGAAAACUCGAAGCUUUCUUCUGUUUCCUAAUUACCAUUAUGUCUAUCAGCUUUGGAUACGAGUAUGUCGUAGUGCAUCCUGACCAGCCAAGCGUCCUGAAGGGGAUGUUCUUCCCUUACUGUGAGAACUGUGGAUCUGAUGAACUUCUACAGGGUAUUGGUAUAGUCGGAGCCAUUAUCAUGCCACAUAAUAUAUACCUACACUCCGCCCUGGUGAAGUCGAGGGACGUGAACCGUAAAGAGAAGGAGGCUGUACGGGAGGCCAACAUGUAUUUCUUUAUCGAAGCAGCCAUUGCAUUGUUCAUUUCUUUCCUCAUCAACGUUUUCGUCACCGCUGUAUUUGCCGAAGGAUUCUAUGGCAGAUCAUCCGAAGAUAUCUAUCACGUCUGCACGAACGCUAGCAGCUCGUACUCAUAUUUAUUUAAUAACUCUCACGUGGUCGCUGACGUGGACAUAUAUAGAGGGGGUAUAUACCUUGGUUGCAAAUAUGGCAUAGCUGCAAUGUAUAUUUGGGCAGUUGGAAUUUUGGCAGCUGGCCAGAGUUCUACAAUGACUGGCACAUAUUCGGGACAGUUCGCAAUGGAGGGCUUCUUAAAUCUAAAAUGGAAGAGAUGGCAAAGAGUGCUCUUCACGAGGUCCAUCGCCAUCUUACCAACAGUGUUCAUCGCCAUAUACAAAGGCAUACAGGACCUGACUGACAUGAACGAUCUACUCAAUGUGCUAAUGAGUCUGCAGUUACCAUUCGCUCUCAUUCCAAUUCUAACGUUCACCAACUCACAGAAACUCAUGGGGGAUUUUAAAAAUGGAAUAGUAACACAGAUUCUCACUAGUGUUUUAUCAGUGGCUGUGAUAGUCAUAAACUUAUAUUUCGUGGCUGUGUAUAUACCAGACUUACCCCAACACUGGGCUAUGUACCUCCUCGUAGCGAUCAUCCUCACCUUCUAUGUACUGUUUACAACUUAUUUGACAUGGCAUUGUCUGAUAGGGAUGGGAUGGCGGUGGCUCUUAAAAAUACCGUGUCCAGAGUUUCUACGAUAUUCCGACGAUUUCGCCGUUGAGAUUCUUGAAGAAGAGGAUUCGGAAAUACGAAUACAAUAAGUGUGAAACAUAUUUAGUUGUUUACAAGUAUUAUAUUGACUUAUAUUUGACUGGUACUGACAUUAUGUUGUUUGAAGUCA